GGGCGAGGGAAGCAAGCACCAUCUUGUGUCCCUGCCAGGCUGCGGGAGCCCCGGGAGCUCGCUGCAGAGCGGCAGCGUGUCCCUGCCUGACCUCCUCCUCCUCUCCCUCCUCCUCCUCUCCCUCCUCCUCCUCCUCCUCCUCUCGCGGCUCUCCGAGGGGGCUGCGACUCUCGGGGGGGACCCCAGGUUCUCCAGCAGCACCGUUGGGGGAUGCCCCGCUCCGGCUGCACUUGGAAUUCGGUGCUUUUGGAUCUCUCCUGUUGCAUUUCUCUGGCUGGAGAUCAGAAGAACCGGAGGGUUUUAAUCCGGGAAAAUGGAGAUUUCUUUCAGCCCUGCUUGCAUCGGGGAGAUCCAGCCGGCUCUGCUCCAUCCCAGCCCCUCUCCCCGUGCCCUGGAGGGGGGAACGCCAGCACCGAGCCCUCCCCUCCGUGCUGCCGGAGCCAGCGCCAGCCUGUUGCAUGAGAACCGGGAUAUUUUUAGCUCUUUAAUGUCCCCGGAGUGGCUCCAGCUGCAGGCUCGGCCAAGUGUCCCUCCCGAUGAGCCGGGGAUGCCCCAGUACCAGCACCUCGGGCAGGGGUGGCUCCGGAACAGGAUUUGGUGUUUGAGGGCGAUUUGGGAGCAGGAUUUGGUGUUUGAGGGCGAUUUGGGAGCAGGAUUUGCUGUUUGAGGGUGGUUUUGGAGCAGGAUUUGCUGUUUAAGUGUGGUUUCGGAGCAGGAUUUGGUGUUUGGGAGCAGCAUGUGCUGUUUCAGGGUGUUUGAGGAGCAGGAUUUGGUGUUUGAGGAUGUUUAGGGAGGAGGGUUUGGUGUUUGAGGGCAGUUUGAGAGCAAGAUUUGGUGUUGAAGGGUGUUUUGGAGCAGAAUUUGGGUGUUUGAGGGUGGCUCCGGAGCAGGAUCUGGUGUUUGAGGGCAGUUUUGGAGCAGGGUUUGCUGUUUGAGGGAGCAGGAUUUGGUGUUUGAGGGUGUUUAGGGAGCAGGGUUUGGUGUUUGAGGGCAGUUUGAGAGCCAGAUUUGGUGUUGAAGGGUGUUUUGGAGCAGAAUUUGGUGUUUGAGGGUGGCUCAGGAGCAGGAUUUGGUGUUUGAGGGCAGUUUUGGAGCAGGGUUUGCUGUUUGAGGGAGCAGGAUUUGGUGUUUGAGGGUGUUUAGGGAGCAGGAUUUGCAGUUUGAGGAUGUUUGGGGAGCAGGAUUUGCAGUUUGAGGGUGGUUCUGGAGCAGGAUUUGCUGUUUGAGAGCAGUUUUGGAGCAGGAUUUGCAGUUUGAGGGCGAGGAUGAGCAUCCCCUAUGCUGUGCCAACGCUCGGCAUCCCCAGCACACGGCUGGGCGGAGACCUCAGCGAUUUUGGAAUCAACCUCAGCCAUGGCAUCUGGCCCUGUGGCCACCUCCUGGAUGUCCCCUGGUGUCCCCAGGGCUGUCCCUUUGCCCCGGGCACGGGCUGAGUGAUGCUGCCACGUGCGCGGCGGCCUCGGCCUCUGUAGAGCCGCGCUCCGGGCUCGCUUAAUAAGGCCACGGCGUGCAUUAUUUUAUUAAUGAGGUAUUAAAAAGCUGUUCAUGGCCAUGCUAUGCAUUCCCAGAGAGGCAUCCAAGAAAUCUGUGCUGAGCAGUGACUGCUCACCCAGUGCUUGGUUCUUAGGAUAGCUAUGGGGACACCACGCUACUGGGGCGUCACUGUGAACCCCCAGAAUGUCACCCCGAGCUGCCAGCCUGUCCCCACCAUGCUCCAGGAUGAGCUCCAAGGGUUUUUCUAGCUCUGUCUGAAGUUGGUGGCUUCAUGCCCAGGCUGUGCUUGGCCAGGGGUGAGCCAUGGGUGGGGGGAUCAUUGCAGUGGGGACCUGCGGGGUUGGGAUGCUGCUGUGGUGGUUUUGGGGUGAAUUACUCACUGUGUGCUGCACUGUCCCCAACCUGGGCACUCAUUGGCACUGCAAGGAGUCCCCUGUAACGCUGCAAGGUGGCAGAUGGGGACAGGGACCAUGUGGGGACAGGGAGCAAGAGGGGACAUGGGAUGCUGCUCGCACACAGCAUCCCAGUUACUCCAUGUCACCUCCCGGUUCAUGUCCCCACUUGUCCCCAGGCUCAGGGCAGGGUGCUGACCCCCAGCCCAGCUCCCCAGCGCCCAAACCUCUUGGUAAGCCCCUGUCUGUGUGUCCAUCUGUCUGUCCGCAGGGCAAAUGCCAUAGGAUGACCGCUGCUGGUCCCCUCUUACUGGCUGUGAUUUCGUCUGUCCUGUGGCUCACGCGGGGCUUCGACCCGGCUCCCAGCGCCUGCUCCGCCCUGGCCUCCGGCGUCCUCUACGGCUCCUUCUCCCUCAAGGACCUGUUCCCCACCAUCUCCUCGGGCUGCUCCUGGACCCUGGAGAACCCCGACCCCACCAAGUACUCGCUCUACCUCCGCUUCAACCGGGAGG
Zonotrichia albicollis (white-throated sparrow) is the source of this 2398-nucleotide messenger RNA. The record is from RefSeq and is a predicted model, not a curated record. Lineage: Eukaryota; Metazoa; Chordata; Aves; Passeriformes; Passerellidae.